Ictalurus furcatus (blue catfish) is the source of this 2076-nucleotide messenger RNA. Its product is annotated as C-C chemokine receptor type 8-like. The record is from RefSeq and is a predicted model, not a curated record. Gene Ontology annotation, cellular component: membrane. Bases 780 to 1862 code for a protein of 360 amino acids. Gene Ontology annotation, molecular function: chemokine receptor activity. The transcript has 3 exons. NCBI's taxonomy places the organism in Eukaryota, Metazoa, Chordata, Actinopteri, Siluriformes, Ictaluridae. Gene Ontology annotation, biological process: G protein-coupled receptor signaling pathway; chemotaxis; immune response.
UAUUUAUCAGUGGAACAUGCCCACAAUGAUGUUGAAAACAUCUGACCAAUGACCAAGACCCUUGUGUUAAUUAUUCAUAGAUAUUCAAAUUUGAUUGGCUCCUGAUAUUUAAAGGGCUAGCUAGCACUACAUUUACAUUACAUUUAUUCACUUAGCAGACGCUUUUAUCCAAAGCGACUUACAAAUGAGAAGAAAAUACAAGCAAAGUGAUAUAUCAAGCAGAGAACAAUACAAGUAGUGCUACCAUACAAGAUCCAUUAAUUGAGUUAUAGAAGAAGCAAAGUGCACAUUUUAGAGCACAGAGUAGAGGUGUAAGUGUACAUUAUUUAUUUAUUUAUUUAUUUAUUCAUUAUUAUUAUUAUUUUAUUAUUAUUAUGAGUUGAUUAGGUGUUCACGGAAGAGGUGGGUCUUUAGCUGUUUUUUUGAAGAUGGUGAGAGAUUCUGCGGUCUCGUAGCAUGAAACGUAUUCGUCCCAGUUUAUCAGAUGUCCCACUUUUGCUGAACUCGCCCAAUACGCCGUUUUUAAUAUAAAAAAGAAAUACCAGUCAAUAUCUAUAUGAGUUCCAAGUGCCAGUAUGUGAAGAUGAAAUGAACAGAACACAAGGAGAGAUUUUACUUUGCAUGGCAGUGUAACAGUUAAACCCCUACAGUGACCAUAGUCCUGCCUCCCCUUGGCUAGGGACACCAAACUGACUGGAGCCAAAAAAUAAAAAGUUUUCCUCCUUUAUAUCGGACUGGUAGUCCUAAUAACACCUGAGGGAUAACUGUUUUAAUAUCUGAUGGCAACAAUGUUGAACACCAGCACAGGUCUUUGGGAGAUCACAUCACCCAGUAACUCUCUCCUUAGUGUUUUCAGCACAACAGAAUAUGAUUAUUCUGAUGUUGUGUCUUCUCAACCGUGUGAUUAUGAAACCCAUGCAAGCCGUAUUCUCCCUGUGCUCUACUCCCUGUUCUUCGUGGUGGGCUUCCUGGGAAACAUGCUGGUGCUGUGGGUGAUCCUGAGGGGCCCUCAGAUGAAAAGCAUGACUGAUGUGUCUCUCCUGAACCUGGCCAUCGCUGACCUUCUACUAAUCUUCUCUCUUCCCUUCCUGACUCACUAUGCCAGGGAUACCUGGGUUUUUGGUAGAGCCAUGUGCACUCUGGUCCUCAGCGUGUACUACAUUGGAUUUUACUCUGGCAUUUUCUUUAUUGUGCUGAUGAGCAUCGAAAGAUACUUGGCUAUCGUCCAUGCUGUGUUUAUCUUGAGAAUCCGAACCAAGGCUUGUGGGAUUUUAGCCAGCCUGGUAGUCUGGAUUAUAGCUAUUGCAGCAUCAUUUCCUGAGCUGCUGUAUCUUGGAGUUGAAGAGACUGGGACUGAAGUAGUUUGCAGUGCUUAUCCAAAAAAUAAAAGCCACAACGAUGUGAGAAGUGCAGCUUUCUUUAAGAUGAAUAUUUUGGGAAUGCUGAUUCCACUGAGUAUUGUGGGAUUUUGCUACCCGAUGGUGUUCCGGAGGCUUCAAACGCUUCGUACACCAAAGAAACUGGCCAUUCGUCUUGUUGCUGUGGUCAUGGUGGUGUUCUUCUGCUGUUGGAUACCGUACAACAUUGCAGCAUUCCUCAAAGCACUGGAACUGAAGCUUAUCCUGCCUCCAGGGUGUGAGCUCAGCAAAACAAUCCAGUUCAUGCUGCAAGUCACUGAAGCUAUAGCGUACUCACACAGCUGCCUCAAUCCAUUCCUCUAUGUGUUUGUGGGUCAAAAGUUCAGGAGGAACCUCGCAAAGCUCCUCCUCGAGACCCCAUGCGUCCAAGUGCAGUGUAUGAAUCGCUACCUGACCCGGGCCGCAGCCCCAGUGAAUGAUGAUGAAGGCUCAGUUGGAAUCUGAAUGAAGGAACAUGAAGUCUUUUUUUAUAUGUAUAAAUUAUUUCCAUUUUAUACUGUAUGUACUAUUGGAAAUACUGUUGAGAUAACUUGUAUUUGAAUGUGUUAUAUAUCCCUGUUAUUAGGUAAAGAUUACCAUAAUGUGCUCUUUUUUAAAAGUUUUGUAAACUCUCAGAGUGCUAUCAUUACCUUUUGUACCUUUAAUGUGUAUUUUUUAA